Messenger RNA from Talaromyces atroroseus, 1134 nucleotides. Its product is annotated as Sterol 24-C-methyltransferase erg-4. Gene Ontology annotation, cellular component: endoplasmic reticulum. Gene Ontology annotation, molecular function: sterol 24-C-methyltransferase activity. Gene Ontology annotation, biological process: ergosterol biosynthetic process. The transcript is spliced from 2 exons. Lineage: Eukaryota; Fungi; Ascomycota; Eurotiomycetes; Eurotiales; Trichocomaceae. The coding region runs from base 1 to 1134 and encodes 377 amino acids. The record is from RefSeq and is a predicted model, not a curated record.
AUGUCUCCCGCAGCAUUGGAAAAGGAGGACCAUCAGCGCGAUGCUGCCUUCAACAAGGCCUUGCACGGCAAGUCCUCCCAACAAACGGGAGGCUUCCUUGCCAUGCGCGGCAAGGACCGCGAUGCGAAAAAGCUUGCUGUGGACGAGUACUUCAAGCAUUGGGACAACAAGUCUGCUGCCCAGGAGACAGAGGCUACUCGUGAAGCUCGACGAGCCGAAUAUGCCACUUUGACACGCCACUACUACAAUCUUGCCACCGAUCUCUACGAAUAUGGAUGGGGUACCUCUUUCCACUUUUGCCGCUUCGCCUAUGGUGAACCUUUCCACCAAGCUAUCGCUCGUCACGAACACUAUCUUGCUCAUGUUAUGGGGCUCAAGGAUGGAAUGAAGGUGCUAGAUGUUGGAUGCGGUGUCGGAGGACCUGCUCGUGAAAUUGCCAAAUUCGCCAAUGUCAACGUGGUAGGCUUCAACAAUAAUGACUAUCAGAUCGAGCGUGCUACCCGCUACUCUGAGCGCGAGGGUCUUGCAAACCAGGUCACCUUCCAAAAGGGCGACUUCAUGCAAAUGCCCUUCCCGGACAACAGUUUCGAUGCCGUCUAUGCUAUUGAAGCCACAGUUCACGCCCCUAGCUUGGAGGGUGUUUACAGUGAAAUUCGUCGCGUCUUGAAGCCCGGUGGUGUCUUUGGUGUCUACGAGUGGCUGAUGACUGAUGAAUACGAUAAUGACAACCAGGAGCACCGUGAAAUCCGUCUCGGUAUUGAGCAAGGUGACGGCAUUUCCAACAUGGUCAAGAUCUCAGAGGGUCUCGACGCUAUCAAGGCCGCUGGCUUCGAUCUUCUACACCACGAAGACUUGGCUGAUCGCGAUGACGUGGUACCGUGGUACUACCCACUUUCAGGAUCCUUCAAACAUAUGCAAUCUGCUUGGGAUUUCCUGACCAUUGCUCGCCUUACUUGGUGGGGCCGUGGUAUCGUACACCGUUUCGUUGGUGCUUUGGAGAAAGUCGGGGUCAUGCCCCAUGGCACGCAAAAAACCGCUGACAGCUUGGCUUUGGCUGCCGACUGCCUGGUUGCUGGUGGUGAAAAGAAACUUUUCACACCGAUGUACCUGAUGGUUGGACGGAAACCAGAGUAA